Molecule: messenger RNA, 595 nt
Organism: Sphaeramia orbicularis (orbiculate cardinalfish)
Lineage: Eukaryota; Metazoa; Chordata; Actinopteri; Kurtiformes; Apogonidae
Gene: pam16
Product: presequence translocase associated motor 16
Exons: 5
Coding region: 130-507 (125 amino acids)
Biological process (GO): protein import into mitochondrial matrix
Cellular component (GO): TIM23 mitochondrial import inner membrane translocase complex
Source: RefSeq, a predicted model, not a curated record
GACCUGACCCUCCCAGUGGCUGCUCUUGAAUUUUGUGGAUUCCUUGAACUUUGACCCUUCAGUCACCUUGAUUAAUGUACAUGUGAAAACAUACACGCACUGUCCUCGAAGGCUGUGUAUUAAAAUAAAAUGGCCAAAUACCUUGCACAGAUCAUUGUAAUGGGAGUUCAGGUGGUGGGACGUGCAUUUGCUCGUGCUUUACAACAGGAAUAUGCAGCCAGUCAAGCAGCAGCACGGGCCAGGGGCACAGCGGGUAAGCAGUCUGCUGCUGCCUCUAGUAUCACUGGGAUGACCCUGCAAGAGGCACAACAGAUCCUCAACAUCACAACUCUGACUCCUGAGGAAAUUCAGAAGAAUUAUGACCACCUUUUUAAAGUCAAUGACAAGUCAGUGGGAGGCUCAUUUUACCUACAAUCAAAAGUGGUGCGGGCCAAAGAGCGUCUAGAAGAGGAACUAAACAUCCAGUCACAAGACAAGGAGCAGUCACAGAAAAACACAGAAACAUGAAGUAUGAAAUGGUGCUCACCCUGCCUUUCCUCUCCCCAUCCUCUGUAAAUUAUAACCCAGUAAAAGCCUUUACCUUUUCUUUAAUACU